AUGCUGUUAAAUACCUCCUCUAAGAAGCAGCAGUUCAUGUUUAGGGACCCGUACGCAAUGGUGACUUCACAAGAGGCAGGCUGUCACCGUCGCCUUGGUGGUGCUGGUCGUAAGGCCAAGUGGCCGUUCGUGGAGAGGGCAGUCUACCACCAAUUCCGUUUAAAUUGUGCCAAAGGACUGGCGGUAUCCGUGAGCAUGGAUAAGGCGGAGGCGGAGGUGGAGGUGCUGGAGGAUGUGCAUAAGGAGGAGCUGGACGAGCUCAUCCCCAACCCCCUUUAUCCUGACCCCGCGGCCGCCCCUGAUGACAGCGAGGAAGACAUGGUGGCGGAAUUUGGAGUUGCACCGGCAUUGGAGAAUGAUGAUGAUGAAGAGGAGGAGGAGGAGGAGGAGGAGGAGGAGGAGGAGGAGGAGGAGGAGGAGGAGGAGGAGGAGGAGGAGGAGGAGGAGGAGGAGGAGGAGGAGGAGGAGGAGGAGGAGGAAGAGGAGGAGGAGGAGGAGGAGGAGGAGGAGGAGGAGGAGGAGGAGGAGGAGGAGGAGGAGGAGGAGGAGGAAGGGGAGGAGGAGGAAGAGAAGGAGGGGGAGGAGGAGGAGGAGGAGGAGGAGGAGGAGGAGGAGGAGGAAGAGGAGGAGGAGGAGGAGGAGGAGGAGGAGGAGGAGGAGGAGGAGGAGGAGGAGGAGGAGGAGGAGGGAGGAGGAUGGUGA
Molecule: messenger RNA, 702 nt
Organism: Closterium sp. Naga37s-1
Lineage: Eukaryota; Viridiplantae; Streptophyta; Zygnematophyceae; Desmidiales; Closteriaceae
Source: the annotation of a GenBank genome assembly